AUGAAGAAGAAGAUUGAAGAAGAAGAUGGACGGAAGUUCUUGAGCAGGAUAGGAUUACCUGAGAAAGAAUACAAGACUAGUGAGAUAAAGGUUGAGAUGAAGAAUGGGGUGUUGAAAGUGGUUGUUCCCAAGAUGAAAGAGGAUGAGCAUUACAACGCUCGCCACAUCCGAGUUGAUUAG
Messenger RNA from Eruca vesicaria subsp. sativa (arugula), 180 nucleotides. The record is from the annotation of a GenBank genome assembly. Lineage: Eukaryota; Viridiplantae; Streptophyta; Magnoliopsida; Brassicales; Brassicaceae.